AUGAGUUCUGCACAAUCGGAAUCGAUGGCAAGUAGGGUCCGAGGUAGAGUUCUGCUUGAGCAGAAUGUGGCACCAACUGCGGAGACGAUCUGCGCUGUCCAGGCUCUGCUAAAUUACGUCACAGCCGCGUGCCUGGUUAGUCAUCAUGGACCCUCUUUGGUUCUCCUUCUCUUCAUCCAGUUUGCUUUCGAACAGGCAGUCAUACCAGGAAUGCCUGCAAUGCUGUCACCAGAUAACUCCACACUAUUCCAGCUCCGCGAGCUGCUAGGGCCAGAUUUUGCCAGCCAGCUCGCGGCGCUGGUGAACCGCGUCGGGGUGACACAGGCGGCUGUUCGCGUCGAGGCCCAUGUGUGCUCCACUGGAGGCAACCAGGCUGGCUCAGUCGUGGGAUAUCUCGACCUUCAGUCUGCCAGACAGGGAAAUCCAACCCCAAUAUCUUCGCCCGGAGCGCAGUUGUCUCCUCGGAUCCACCACCUCCCUUCACCUGUCGAGCCCACAAGCGCUCUCUUAGCCACACAGUCUCAGAAUGAGGCCUGCGCACCAGAAACAGCAAUAACCUCCGGUUACCACCCGAGUGCUGCGUCAAAGCGACGCAAGGUUGUUGGCGGUUCACGGCCAUGUACCACUAGGGAACGUCCCAUCAGCACGGCCGUCGAACGUGAACAUUGCGAUGAUGAUGAAAGCAGCGCAGGGGUCAAUCUUGAGCAAGAGCAGCCGCUCAAGGCACGCUCGAUCCGUCAAGUGCAUACGACCACCCGCUUUCCCCAGAGGACUGCGCGCAAGGAACAGUCUGUACCCAUCAUGACCUCCACGUCGACUGAGAAAUUGGUCUGCAGCAUCUGGCGACAGAUACACUCGGAGAUCCGGUGGGAUAUGACUGCCACGUCUCUAGGUCCGAACAUGUAUAUCCACGGAGCAAUGAGCAAGGAGGCAUUCCGAGUGGUGAAUUCACUGUGUUUCACGUACCACAGCCGCAGCCAGACUUACCGCGCACUGGAGAUGAUUGUCCAGGCCUACUGGGUGGAUUGCUACGAGGCCCGGAUCACGGCAAUCAGCCUGGAUCAGCCCACUUUAACCGCCACAGAGGCAAGAAUGUCUGCUUUGAGAGAGGCGUGCUCCGUGCAGAAGCUGACUGAAAAGGACCUUCGAAAUCGACUAGCAAUCUGGCGUGGGUACAAGGAAAUUAAGGAUGCCGGCGGCUGGGCUAGUCUCCUGUUUGCAGGCGUGGGCGUCUAUCGCUUCUGCAAAUACCGCAUCGGAUUCAACGAAGGCCUGCUCCAGCGACUGCGCCAACUCCGACACAGCUUCGAGGUUGCCGCCGACACCCUCCGCCCCGAAUGGCGGGAUCUGCUAGGUGCCGUCGGGCAAAAGUCCCCUCGCGAGUACGACGGCCACCCGCACGAGUGGGUUACCAUCGAUGGCCGCCCGGCAUGCCCCCUGCGAUCCACGUACGCGUUCCUUGGUAAAGAGCUGGUGUUUGAGUUUGUAGACGACUGCGUUAUAGACCGGGCUACCUUUGGCGCAGGGGAUCCGCGCAGAAUACUGCAGGCUGAACCGGACAUGUGUGCGCAGUGCCAGCAGAAGCAGUCGGAUGACGUGCAGCUCAACCGCUGCAGUUGCUUUCCGAAUCUGUUUGGGUGCGUACGGCUGCCUCCGCCCGUGCAGAUCUUCCGCACGGGCAAUGCAAAGAAUAACGGUGUUGUUGCUCGGCUUGACUUUGAGCGCGGCGCCGCGGUGGGUGAGUUUGUUGGCCUUGUGACGGCCGGCAUUGAUGGCGUCGAUGUGAUGGUAGGCGAGGCUUCGGGGCAGAGCUACCAGAUCUUCCAGGGACAAAUGGGUAACUUUACAAGAUUCAUCAACCACUCCUGCCACCCAAACGCGCAGUUCCAACGCUUCUGCUGGAUGGGUACGGAACGCAUUCUCGUCGUGUCACGCGGGAUCACGGCAGGCAGCGAAAUCACCGUGGACUACUCGGACGAGUACUGGAAGAACCUGGACAAGGAAUGUCUGUGUGGCGAGCCCUCUUGCCGGUAUCCAGACCGAUCACACAGCCCUCGGCAGCGGAGCAAGUCGUGA
Aspergillus calidoustus is the source of this 2076-nucleotide messenger RNA. The record is from the annotation of a GenBank genome assembly. Lineage: Eukaryota; Fungi; Ascomycota; Eurotiomycetes; Eurotiales; Aspergillaceae.